Dibothriocephalus latus is the source of this 1239-nucleotide messenger RNA. Lineage: Eukaryota; Metazoa; Platyhelminthes; Cestoda; Diphyllobothriidea; Diphyllobothriidae. The record is from the annotation of a GenBank genome assembly.
GUUUCCGCCGGCCGCAGAAAAGAAUCAAAAGCCGUCCAUGUUGAAGAUCGUCUGCCAGACAUGUGCAUUCUGCAUCCACUCAAUGCCUGGCUUUGGUUAACGCUCUGUCUCACGCCCACAGUCAUCUAUCAGGUCACCCGCUGUCUCUCAGCCUGCGAGCUGGCCAACCUGCUUACCUGUCGCCUCUAUGAUCAUCACACUGACAACGCGGAGCUACCUUUUGGCCUGCCGGAGGGCGACUUCUUCAUGCCGGAUCGUGGCAGUGUCAGUCUUACUGAUAUUCCACCCUUGCACAGGUACUUUGAUCACCUCCCCAGAGAAAACCGACUGGUAUAUGACAAAUUUGAAACGCUAGAGGAAGAGCUUGUUCUGGAUGAGGCCAAGGGGGCCAGAGCGUCUGGGGAUUGCACAGCGACUGGCUACUUCGUGCCCGAUCCGAUCUAUCUGUUGGAGGCCACCACUACACUCAACGCCGUGGAUGCCGUGAAUCUGGAGCGUCUGGAGCUGUUGGGUGACUCCAUGCUGAAGUUCGCUGCCAGCCUCCUCGUCUACUCCUCUCUACCGCCCAGCGCUGACGAAGGUCAGCUCACCUACCUGCGUAUGGGUCACAUCAGCAAUGCCAACCUUCACCGUCUCUCUGUGGAGCUGGGCAUCUAUCACUACCUCUGGUCUUUCUCCUUUGAUCCGACCAAACACUACACCCCACCCGGUCGUGCCGCAGUGGAUGAGCCUUCGCGUAAGCUUUGGUCCUCCUCGGAGUCUUGGAACCUUCUCCUUCUCCCGCCUGACCGUCCGCUGGAUCCCGACCUAGUCUCAGAAGAUCAAGUUUCUAUGGAUCGACGUCACGCGGAAGUGGAAGUUCUUAUAGCAGAUAGUAUGCCGACCACAGGCCACAGCGCGAACUCCGGCGCCAAUGAGGUCGACACUCUAGCAGCUCAACUGGCCAAUCGUCUCACUCUCGUGCCCCUCUCGCAGACCCUGGUGUACAAGAAGAAUCAGUUGGCUGGUCUUGAGAGCAUUCUGGGCUACAAAUUUCGUCACAUGCGACUGCUCAUCCAGGCAAUCACUCAUGCGAGCUCGCUUUCCGCUCACGAUUGGGGCUGCUACCAACGACUUGAAUUCCUCGGAGAUGCCAUCCUCGACUUUGUGGUGACGCAGCGCAUAUUUGCAGAGCAUUCUACUUUCAAUCCAGGUGAGUUUUCUGGCCCACUGCUUAUUUCUGUCGUCCAUGUCUUUUAA